CCAUUGGCUUUCGAGCGUUCGGUCGGCGACGAGUCUAAAAAUACUUUAAAACAAGAGAAAAAUUUAAAGUGUGACCCACAUUGAAGGCUGUAAAAAUGUCAACAGUACAGACCGUUCUGGGCCUUAUUACCCCCAACCUUUUGGGCCGAACUUUGACCCACGAGCAUGUGGCCCUCGAUUUCGAGCACUUCUACCGCCCACCGCCACCGGAUUUUGAGAGCGAGCUGAAGGCCAAGAUCAGCAUGUCCACUUUGGGCUAUGUGCGGCUUUAUCCGUAUUCCAGUAAGGAGAAUGUCCGGUUCUACGAUGGUGAAGCCUUGGAGGCCGCCAAGAAGGAUGUGCUGCUCUACAAGAAGCACGGUGGUGGCAGCAUUGUGGAGAACAGCAGCUAUGGCCUUAAGCGUAACCUGGAGUUCAUUGUAGAGCUGGCCAAGAGCACGGGUGUUCACUUUAUAGCGGGCACAGGUCACUAUAUUCAUGCCAUGCAGGAUGCCAGUCACGCCAGCCUAACCGUCGAGCAAAUGAGUGAUCUCUACUCAAAGGAUAUCAUCACAGGCCUGGAUGUCAACGGAAAGAUGGUCAAGUGUGGUUUCAUUGGCGAGGUGGCCAGUGUAUACCCCAUUCAUGAUUUUGAAAAGAGUUCCAUUAAGGCGGCCGGCGAGAUCCAGGAAGUCCUGGGCUGUGGUGUUUCCAUGCAUCCGCAUCGUGUGACCAAAGCUCCAUUUGAGAUCAUGCGACUUUACUUGGAGGCGGGCGGAAGGGCCGAUAAGUGUGUGAUGUCCCAUUUGGAUCGUACCAUUUUUGACGUCGAUGAGCUGCUGGAGUUCGCCAAACUGGGUUGCUACAUUCAGUACGAUCUAUUUGGCACCGAGUGCUCCUUCUAUCAGCUAAAUACCAGUGUGGACAUGAUCUCCGAUGGCCAACGAAUCGACAACCUGAUAAAGCUCAUCAAAGAGGGUUUGGUGGACAAGCUGCUCAUGUCCCACGACAUCCACACAAAACAUCGAUUGACUUCCUAUGGCGGUCAUGGCUAUCAUCACAUCCACACCAACAUCCUGCCGAGAAUGUUUGACCGCGGCGUUACUUUGGAGCAAGUUGAGCAAAUGACAGUAACCAAUCCGGCCAACUGGUUGGCCUUUGACCCCUAAGCCAUGUUGUUAUUUUGGUAGCAUCUCUUAUCAUUUUAAUUUCCCGCUGAUAAGAUAAUCUUGGUUCUUUUGGCAUUAAUAAAUGGGCGUGACUUAUGAAU
Molecule: messenger RNA, 1249 nt
Organism: Drosophila suzukii
Lineage: Eukaryota; Metazoa; Arthropoda; Insecta; Diptera; Drosophilidae
Product: phosphotriesterase-related protein
Biological process (GO): catabolic process
Molecular function (GO): zinc ion binding; hydrolase activity, acting on ester bonds
Source: RefSeq, a predicted model, not a curated record